UAUGAACAUAGAUAAUAGGUCUAUGAAGUAAAUAUAACCUCUUUUAAGAUCAUUUAUGUGGUUGGUUGUAAAGAAUUGUGAAUUAAUAAAUAUAUUGUAAUGAUUUCUAAUAGUUGUAAGCUGUUAAAUGCUAAUUUUAAUUCGAAAUUGUGCAGCACUAUUUGUGUAUCUGUAAGGCAUGGCCAUCAUAUGAGAGGAAAACCACCAGGUGUUGCAAGAACAUUAGAGCAACGAUUAGCCGAAAUCAAUUACAAAGAUCCCAAAUUGUAUUAUAAAGUAGACAUAGGUUUACCCCAUCGGUCUUAUUCUGUCGGAGAAGAACGUAGAAAAAGAAUGGCAUUUCUCAAAGCUAGAAGAAAUGAUCCACAAUUUCAAAAAUUAUCGAAGUCAAAAAAUUGGUUGAUAAAACUCGAUGAAGUUAAGAGUGUCGGUGCUAAUGGUGCAGCUCAGUAUCAGUUAAAAGAAAUUGCUACACAUUUUAGUAUAUUUGAUCAUUUAUUUGGGGAUGCUUACUUUGUUCCUCGAGUUCCAUUACAAGUUCAAUAUUCUUUUGACUCUGCUGUGUUACCUGUUUAUUCAGGAAAUGUUAUUAAACCUUCUGAAGCUGCAAAGAAGCCAAUUGUUAAUUAUGAUGCUAAUGAUGGUACUUUGUGGUCAGUUUUAUUAACAUGCCCAGAUGGUAAUUUCACAGAGCAGAAUGCAGAGUAUAUUCACUGGUUUGUAGGGAAUAUUCCUGGGAACAAGAUAACAGAUGGUGAAACUGUUGUUGAGUAUUUACAACCUAUUCCUCCUAAGGGUACUGGCUUCCACAGAUACAUAUUUAUUUUGUACAAACAGGAAAAGCUAUUGGAUUUUUCCUCUUAUAAAAUUAAUGGGCCAGGUUUAACAUUAGCAGAAAGAAAUUUUAAAACUUAUGACUUCUAUAAAGAAAGGCAAGAUGACAUAACUCCUGCAGGAUUAGCUUUUUUCCAGUCUGAUUGGGACAAAAGUCUAAAAGACUUUUUUCACAAUAAAUUGAAUAUGAGAGAGCCAAUAUUUGAAUAUGAUUUCCCUCCUCCUUAUAUCAGACCUCAAGAGUGGUUUCCCAAAAGAAAACCUUUUAACAUAUACAUGGACAAAUACAGAGAUCCUAAACAAAUUAAUAAAGAAUUUUUGGAAAGGAAAUUAAAAAAUGUACACCCUUUCAAAGCCCCACCUCCACCUUUACCAUAUCCAAAUGCUAGGUAUUUUGAGGGAUAUGUUCCAUCAUGGUUGAAAGAAGAAAUUAGGAAAUCUAGAUUAGGCUGGGGCCGAAUAAAUGAUAUCAAAUAAUUAUGCAAUUCCUGAAAAGGUACAAAUACAAAUUUUUAAUAAAAUUGUUUUAUGGAUUA
Agrilus planipennis (emerald ash borer) is the source of this 1370-nucleotide messenger RNA. It is a transcript of the gene mRpL38, whose product is annotated as 39S ribosomal protein L38, mitochondrial. The transcript is spliced from 6 exons. NCBI's taxonomy places the organism in Eukaryota, Metazoa, Arthropoda, Insecta, Coleoptera, Buprestidae. The record is from RefSeq and is a predicted model, not a curated record. The coding region runs from base 100 to 1311 and encodes 403 amino acids. Gene Ontology annotation, cellular component: mitochondrial large ribosomal subunit.